Paramecium sonneborni is the source of this 1908-nucleotide messenger RNA. The record is from the annotation of a GenBank genome assembly. NCBI's taxonomy places the organism in Eukaryota, Ciliophora, Oligohymenophorea, Peniculida, Parameciidae.
UUUUAAUUAUGGUUUACAAAUUUGAAGCUGUACCUUGGGGAUUAAAGACUGUUUGGUAUUUUUAUGAACUCAAAGAUUCUGUCCCAUAAAUUAUUACCAUUGUUAAUAAGAAGAAAUUUGAUGCAAUAAUUAUGCCAAUUUUCCCAUCAAAUAUUUAAAGGGAAGGAAAUAUUAAUGAUUUUAUUAAUCAUUCAUAUUUAAAAUCAGAAUUAGAAGUUAAAUCAGAUGACAUCUAAAAGCUACAUUUUUUAAUUUCCAAUCAUAACCUUAGUGAUGAUAAUAAAGAAAAGAGAAAAAUAAAUAGAGAGAUGUUAAAAUAGGAAAUUUAAUUUGCUGCUUAUUUAGGAGUACCAUCAAUUAUAUUAAAUUCAAAUUGUGAUCCUAUAAAACUAGCCAAAUUUAUAAGAAAAGUAUAAUUUCUUAUAAUUUUUAGAUGUCAAAUAAAUAUUUUAUUGACUUGAAUACUUUUGUUUUGGAUGUUGAUAUUAUAAAAGAUUGGAAUAAAUAUAAUUAAAUUCGAUAAGAGUUAUAAUUUAAUCUUCCAAUACUUCUUAGAUUAAAGAAAGAAAUGACAACUAAGGUAAUUGUUAUUAUUAUUUAUAUAUAGAAUGAAUAAAGAAAAUGGCUCUCUGAAAAUAUUAGAUUUGUACAUUUAAAUCAAGAACAUUUUUCAAUGAAUGAUUAAGGAGCACCAAAAUUAGAAGAUGCUCAAAACUAAUUUUUGACUUCUUAUUUUCCAUUUGAAAAUUAUAUAUCAAUAUCAGCUAAAUCUCCAUAAAUAGAUUUAGCUGAUUAUCGAUAAUAUUUGAUUCAUCUUUUUAAAAAUUAAUAACCUCUAUCAGAUUAAGCUAAUUUGGCAUCAGAAUUCUUUGAUGAAUUACAAAUUCCUUUAUAACCUUAUAAGGAUAAUUUAAAUUCAGGAACUUAUGAAGUUUUUGAAUAGGAUAAAAUAAAAUAUGAUUUAUAUGAAGAUGCUUGUAGAAAAUAUUUGAAAAAUGUAAAAAAAACAGAAAUUAAUAUUUUAAUGGCAGGAGCUGGAAGAGGUGGAAUUUUAGAAAGAGUAAUUUUUGCAGCUUAAGGUGCAAAAUGUAAAAUAAAAAUAGUUGCUCUUGAAAAAAAUCCAUAUGCAUAUAUGACUUUAGUAUUUUAAAAAAAAAGAUAAAAAUAAUGGAAGGAUGUAGAAAUAAUUUUAAAUGAUUUAAAAACAUGGUAAACAGAAUUGAAAUUUGAUUUAAUUGUAUCUGAAUUAUUAGGCAGUUUUGGAGAUAAUGAAUUAUCACCUGAAUGUUUAUUGUGGGCUUAAAAGUUUUUAUAACCAGAUGCAAUUAGUAUUCCAAGUGAUUCUGUAUCUUAUUGUGUUCCAGUAAGUUGUCCUUAAUUACAUACAAAAGUUAAAAAAAGUUAUGGAUAUGAUUUUAGUUAUGUAGUUCACUUUUAAAAAUAUUACACUAUACAUGAUAUUUAAAAAUGUAUGUAAUUUAAACAUCCAGAUUUUAAUAAUGAAAAUAAAUUAGCAUAAGAAUAAGUAUAAUAACAUUAACUAUCUGUAGAAUUUAUUAUUUGAGUUUAAACAAGAUUUAUUGAUACAUGGAAUGGCUGGUUAUUUUACAUCUAAACUUUAUGAAGAAAUAGAACUUAGUACACAUCCAAAUAAUAGUACUCCAGAUAUGUUUUCUUGGUUUCCUAUUUAUUUUCCUUUUGAAGUAUUUAAUGUUAAUUAUUAUUAUUCAGAAACCUGUAAAUAUAUUAAAAAAACAAAAAUUGAAAUUUACAAUAAAGAGAGUAAACAAUGAAGCAGGAGUUUGGUAUGAAUGGUUUAAUACAGUAUUAAAUGAAGAUGAUUAAAUAUUAGAUGGAAGUAGAAUUCAUAAUGAAAAUGGUAAAAAAUAAAUAAUUGAAAUAAAGUGA